Nannospalax galili (Upper Galilee mountains blind mole rat) is the source of this 4560-nucleotide messenger RNA. It is a transcript of the gene Carmil2, whose product is annotated as capping protein regulator and myosin 1 linker 2. Gene Ontology annotation, biological process: regulation of Arp2/3 complex-mediated actin nucleation; cell migration. The coding region runs from base 309 to 4508 and encodes 1399 amino acids. Lineage: Eukaryota; Metazoa; Chordata; Mammalia; Rodentia; Spalacidae. The transcript has 39 exons. Gene Ontology annotation, cellular component: lamellipodium; plasma membrane. The record is from RefSeq and is a predicted model, not a curated record. Gene Ontology annotation, molecular function: protein binding.
CGAGGAAUCGCAAGAGGCGUGAAACAGGCAAGACCCUCCCCGCCAUACCAUUCCCCACACCCGUGCGGACCCCAGUGAAGAAGCCUCUGAGCGCCAGCCAGGAUUCGACCUCUCUCCCUCAACCCAGGCGGACUCAGCCAGCGAGGCCGCGCCGGGGAGAGGCCGGGCCGGGGGCGGCAGGCAGGAAGCGGCAGCAUACCUUCCGCUGCAGGAGGAGCAGGUGGCUGCAGUGUGGCCCCGGCCCGGCUUCCUGUGUGCCCGCCCGCCGGCUGCAGUUUCCCGCCAGCGUCCUUGGGCCAGCGGGCCCUAUGGCUCAGACCCCCGACGACAUAUCCUGUGAGCUACGAGGUGAGAUAACCAGGUUCCUGUGGCCCAAGGAAGUGGAGGUGCUGCUGAAAACCUGGCUCCCCCAGGAGGGUGCUGAACGAAGCCAUAUCUUGGCACUGCUACGAUGGAGGGCUUAUCUGCUGCACACCUGCCUCCCGCUCCGGGUGGACUGCACAUUCAGCUACCUAGAGGUCCAGGCCAUGGCACUGCAGGAGACACCACCUCAGGUCACCUUUGAGCUGGAAUCCCUACCUGAGCUGGUCCUGGAGUUUCCUGGUAUAGCUGCCUUAGAACAGCUGGCCCAGCAUGUGGCUGCUGCCAUCAAAAAGGUCUUCCCUCGUUCAACCCUAGGGAAGCUAUUCCGGAACCCCACACCCCCCUCGAUGCUGGCUCGGCUGGAGAGAAGCCAUCCCUUAGAGUUCACAGCACCAAGCAAUCCCUGUGGUGGCUUCUUGGAGGCAUAUGAAGCUCUGUGUGACUACAAUGGCUUCCCUUUCAGAGAAGAGAUUCAGUGGGAUGUGGACACCAUCUACCAUCGUCAGGGCAGCCGCCAUUUCUGCCUUGGAGACUUUAGCCAUCUAGGCAGCCGAGACCUGGCCUUGAGUGUGGCUGCCUUAUCCUAUAACCUGUGGUUCCGGUGCCUCUCCUGUGUGGACAUGAAACUGAGCCUUGAGGUCUCAGAACAGAUUCUGCACAUGAUGAGUCAGUCUUCCCACUUGGAGGAGCUGGUGCUGGAGACCUGUGGCCUGAGAGGAGACUUUGUUCGACGACUUGCACAGGCACUGACAGGACAUUCUAGUUCUGGGCUUCGGGAGCUCAGCCUGGCUGGGAACCUGCUGGAUGACAGAGGUAUGGUUGCACUCAGCAGACACCUAGAGCAUCGUCCAGGAGCCCUGAGGAGACUUAGCCUAGCACAGACUGGGUUGACACCAAGAGGAAUGAGGGCCCUAGGCCGGGCACUGGCAGCCAAUGCUGCCUUUGAUUCUACCCUGACCCACCUGGAUCUUUCUGGGAACCCCGGGGCACUGGGGGCCUCCGAAGAUAAUGGAGGCCUCUAUACUUUCCUGAACCGGCCGAACGUCCUAGCAUUCCUGAAUCUCGCAGGCACUGACACAGCGCUAGACACUCUCUUUGCAGCGCUAUCUGGUGGCUGCUGCGCCAGCCUCACCCACCUCGACGCUUCCAGGAAUAUCUUCUCCCGAACGAAGUCCCGAGCAGCGCCCGCUGCGCUGCAAUGCUUUCUCAGCUGCGCGGAGACGCUGCGACACUUGGGCCUGGAGGGCUGCAAGCUGCCGCCAGAAGCACUCAGGGCCCUUUUAGAUGGCCUCGCUCGCAACACGCACAUCCGGGACCUGCACCUGAAUCUCAGCGCUUGUGAGUUGCGCUCUGCAGGUGCUCAGGUGAUACAAGACUUAGUUUGCUACGCAGGUGCCUUGAACUCCUUGGAUCUGGCGGACAACGGCUUCGGCUCAGACAUGGUGACUCUGGUGCUGGCCAUCGGGAGGAGCCGGUCCCUGAAACAUGUGGCCCUUGGAAGGAACUUCAAUGUCCGAUGCAAGGAGACGCUGGAUGAUGUCUUGCAUAGGAUCGUCCAGCUCAUGCAGGAUGAUGACUGUCCUCUGCAGUCUCUAUCUGUGGCUGAGUCACGGUUGAAACAGGGUGCCAGCGUCCUGCUCCGGGCUCUGAGCACUAAUCCUAAACUGACAGCCUUGGAUAUCAGUGGCAAUGCCAUGGGGGAUGCCGGUGCUAAGAUGUUAGCUAAGGCUCUGCGAGUCAACACAAGGCUCAGGUCUGUGACCUGGGACCGGAACAACACAUCUGCUCUGGGCCUGCUGGAUGUGGCACAAGCCCUGGAACAGAACCACAGCCUGAAGUCUAUGCCUCUGCCACUGAACGACGUGACCCAGGCACAGCGCAGCCGCCCAGAGCUGACAGCACAUGCAGUCCAUCAGAUCCAAGCCUGUCUCUUGAGGAACAACCGUACAGACCCUCCUUCUUCUGACUUCGAAUCCCGACUUCAAUCCUUGGGUCUGAUUUCAGACUGCUCAGAGCAGGAAGUGAAUGAACUAUGUCAGUCGGUGCAGGAGCAUGUGGAACUGCUGGGCUGUGGGGCUGGGCCCCAGGGUGAGGCUGCUGUGCACCAGGCUGAGGAUGCCAUCCAAAACGCCAACUUCUCUCUCAGUAUUCUUCCCAUUUUAUAUGAGGCUGGGAGCUCCCCAAGCCAUCAGUGGCAGCUGCAACAGAAGCUGGAGGGCCUCCUGGGCCAAGUAAGUGAGGUCUGCCGCCAGGACAUCCAGGACUUUACUCAGACCACACUGGACACAACAAGGAGCCUGUGCCCACAGAUGUCAAAGAGACCUGGCUGGAAGGAGCAGCUAGAGGAGGUCCUAGUUGGUUCUAGGGGUCUCCCAGAACUGCUCUCAGAGCAACUGCUGCAAGAUGCCUUCAGUAGGCUCAGGGACGUGCGCCUGUCAGUAACAGGGAUCCUGGCAGAGAACAUUGUAGCUCAAGCUCUGGCAGGUCUGAAUGAAGCCCGAGAUAGACUGGUGGAGAGUCUGGCUCGGCGGGCACCAGUGACAAUACCCCUUGCUGUAUCAUCACUGGGUGGAGAUGAGCCCAGCCCCCUUGAAUCUGGGGAAUUGGAAGGUCUUUUCUUCUCUGUGGAGAAGGAAGAGGAGGGAGAGAAGGAUGCUCCUUCUUCACAGAAAUGGCCAAGCCAUUGUUUUCACCUGUUCCCCUCCCUUCAUGGUGCUGCUGAGGAAGCAGAGCCGGAGCCCGAGCUGGCGGCUCCGGGAGAAGAUGCGGAGCCGCAGGCGGGGCCAUCGGCGCGGGGCUCUCCAAGCCCCGCCGCCCCCGGGCCCCCAUCCGGCCAGCUGCCUCGCAUGGACCUUCCACCCGCCGGGCAGCCCCUACGCCAUCCGACCCGGGCCCGGCCGCGUCCACGUCGCCAGCACCACCACCGGCCGCCGCCGGGGGGCCCCCAGGUGCCCCCAGCCCAGCUGCAAGAGGGGAAUGGGCUUAGUGCCCGCGUAGAUGAGGGUGUGGAGGAAUUCUUUUCCAAAAGGCUGAUCCAGCAGGAACAACUCUGGGUCCCAGAGGAAGAUCCAGCCACCGAGGGUGGUGCCACACCUGUCCCCCGUACACUUCGCAAGAAGCUGGGCACCCUCUUUGCCUUCAAGAAACCUCGUUCAACACGGGGUCCACGGCCUGAUCUAGAGACCAGCCCUGGGACAGCAGUCCGUGCCAGAAAAAAUACACUUGGGGACCUGCUGCGGCCGCCAGCCCGCCCAGGCCGAGGUGGUGACGAGCCUGGAGGGGCAGAGGGGGGUACCAGCAGCCCUGACCCUGCUCGCAGGAGUCGGCCUCGCUAUACACGAGAAAGCAAGGCCUACUCCAUGAUACUGCUGCCUGCUGAGGAGGAGGAGGCAGCACUGAAUGCCAGAUCUGACAAGCGGCGGCCCCUGGAGCGAGGAGACACAGAGCUGGCUCCAUCCUUUGAGCAUCGGGUACAAGUAAUGUUACAGAGGAUCGGUGUAAGCCGAGGCAGCGGGGGUGCAGAAAACAAGAGGAAGCAAAGCAAAGAUGGCGAGAUCAAGAAGGCAGGCUCGGAUGGUGACAUCAUGGACAGUUCCACGGAGACCCCUCCCAUCUCAAUCAAGUCCCGCACCCACUCUGUGUCUGCUGACCCUUCCUGUAGACCUGGGCCAGGGGGCCAGGAGCCUGAGUCUGCCACUUGGAAGACAUUAGGACAGCAGCUAAAUGCAGAGCUCAGAGGCCGUGGUUGGGGCCAACAGGAUGGUCCAGGCCCUCCCUCCCCAUGUCUCAGCCCAAGUCCCCAGAGAACCAGCCCCUCCCCAGACAUCCUCAGCCUCCCGGACGACCCCUGCUUGGUCCCCAGGAACGAAGAUGGUCAGCUGAGGCCGAGGCCUCUCUCUGCAGGGCGACGAGCAGUGUCUGUGCAUGAGGACCAGCUCCAGGCCCCUGCUGAACGGCCCCUGCGGCUGCAGCGCUCCCCUGUCCUCAAGCGCAGGCCGAAGCUUGAAGCACCCCCAUCCCCAAGUCUAGGAUCUGGCCUUGGAACCAAGCCUCUGCCUCCAUACUCCACAGAGCCCUCCAGUCCUGAGCAGAGUCCUCCCUCCCCAGCCACAGACCAAAGAGGCGGCGGCGGCCCCAAACCCUGAUCCAAUCCUCUUCUGCCGCAUGAAAUUAUUUUAUUAAAAAACUUGAAUGAAA